This is a messenger RNA of Seminavis robusta, 816 nucleotides long. The record is from the annotation of a GenBank genome assembly. NCBI's taxonomy places the organism in Eukaryota, Bacillariophyta, Bacillariophyceae, Naviculales, Naviculaceae.
AUGGUCGUUGUCGGUGUUGUUGGAUACGUCGAAACCCCCAGCGGUCUUCGCACUUUGACCACUGUCUUUGCCGAGCACUUGAGUGAAGAAUUCAAGCGUCGUUGCUACAAGAACUGGUACAAGAGCAAGAAAAAGGCAUACACCAAGUACGCAACCAAGUACCAAAAGGAUGGAGGCAAGGAAAUCGAGGCCGAAUUGGAUCGCAUUCGUAAAUUUGCUACUUCUGUUCGUGUCAUUGCCCACACCCAGGUCAAGAAACUCGGACUUCGCAUCAAGAAGGCUCACAUUAUGGAAAUCCAAGUCAACGGAGGAGAUACUGCUGCCAAGGUCGACUUUGCCAAGGAUCUCUUUGAAAAGGAAUUUACCUUUGAUACCAUCUUUGCGAAGGACGAGCAAAUUGAUGUUAUUGGAGUUACCAAGGGUAAAGGAUUCGAAGGAGUCACCACUCGUUGGGGUGUCACCCGUUUGCCCCGUAAGACCCAUCGUGGUCUUCGAAAGGUUGCCUGUAUUGGAUCAUGGCAUCCUGCCCGUGUCUCCACCACCGUCCCUCGUGCUGGUCAAAACGGAUACUUCCACCGUACUGAAAUGAACAAGAAGAUCUAUCGCAUUGGAAAGAAGGGAGAUGAAGCCAGUUGUCAGACCGAAACUGAUUUGACCAAGAAGGGUAUCACUCCCAUGGGUGGAUUCGUCCACUACGGUGAAGUCAAUGAGGACUGGGUCAUGCUCAAGGUGCCAUUGUUGGUGUCAAGACAGGACUUGAUGCGACCAGCAUGGUGCUUGGUGCGCUUCUUGGGCAAGAAACCCAGAGAGCCGUGA